Molecule: messenger RNA, 516 nt
Organism: Eptesicus fuscus (big brown bat)
Lineage: Eukaryota; Metazoa; Chordata; Mammalia; Chiroptera; Vespertilionidae
Gene: GREM2
Product: gremlin 2, DAN family BMP antagonist
Exons: 1
Coding region: 1-516 (171 amino acids)
Biological process (GO): animal organ morphogenesis
Molecular function (GO): receptor ligand activity; BMP binding
Source: RefSeq, a predicted model, not a curated record
AUGUUCUGGAAGCUCUGGCUGCCCUUGAUCCUGGCGGCCGCGCUGGUGCGGGCGGCCGAUGGCAGGAAGAACCGGCCGGCGGGCGCCAUCCCCUCGCCCUACAAGGAUGGAGGCGGCGGCGGCGGCAACAACUCGGAGCGCUGGCAGCAGCAGGUCAAGGAGGUGCUGGCGUCCAGCCAGGAGGCGCUGGUGGUCACGGAGCGCAAGUACCUGAAGAGCGACUGGUGCAAGACGCAGCCGCUGCGGCAGACGGUGGGCGAGGAGGGCUGCCGCAGCCGCACGGUGCUCAACCGCUUCUGCUACGGGCAGUGCAACUCCUUCUACAUCCCGCGCCACGUGCGCCGCGAGGAGGCGUCCUUCCAGUCCUGCGCCUUCUGCCGGCCGCAGCGCGUCGCCUCGGUGCUCGUGGAGCUCGACUGCCCCGGGCUGGACCCGCCCUUCCGACUCAAAAAGAUCCAGAAGGUGAAGCAGUGCCGGUGCAUGUCCGUGAACCUGAGCGACUCGGACAAGCAGUGA